UUUCACCUGGUCUACGUCUCGUAUGGACCGAAACAUGAUCACUGUGAUGACAGGACAGGUGGUGGACUUCUUUGACCGGGACUUCCGUGAGCUGUAUGCCAUCUCUGAGAAACUGAACCUCUAUAAAGAAUUCCAUGUUAGUCCACCCACCACUAACGUGACAGCUACAGUUCGCACUAAAUCGGCACCAAAACGCCCGCCUUUACCAGCAACUACGUCCCGUUUCCAGGUCAGCUUAGGGGAUUCGCGGAAUGCUGAAAUCCAGGUGCCUGCACACAAGUUCUACAACCCUAAAUAUUCCCUGGUGUUUCCACGCUCUUCAGAGUCGCUCCAAGAUUUUGAAACAAAGAGGGGUGCGAUUCUGGCUGAGGUUUCUGAAGAGGAAACUCAAGGGAGGCCUCGACUGGCCACCAGUGAGAAGAUGGACAGGAUGAGUCCGCUGCCCUCUGAAACCCCAAGUGAAACCUUCAAGAAACCAAAUGGAGUCUCGCAGAAGAAAARGGGAUUUUUUUCACGGAAGAAAAAAAUUUCAAAGGACAAAUCUUCAAGUACCCUUUCCGUUAAAAGCAAAGCAUGCCCCUCUCCUACAGAAACUCCUCWUACAGAUGAGACUGAAGAUGGUUUUGUUAUAUUAAGUCCAUCUAAAGGGGGUAAAAGGCUUUCAAAACUGGAUCAAAGAGCAGGAUCUCAACAAACCCUAAAUUCUGCACACAACGGAGAGAAUGUUAAGAGUCGACAUCGAGGAAAACAAGGAUGUGAAGUGUCCUGAGCUGAAGCUGAUUGUCUCCUACCACAAAMUGAAGUUGGAUGGUCCUAAAACGAAACAUGAUGACAUUUUUAUGAUGGCACAUUUUAUAAAAAGGGACUACUUGAAUGUACAGUCAGGUACUGAUUGAUGUUUUUUUCUGAUAAUUGCAACAUGUGAAAUCAAAGUAUUGUGAGAUGUACUGUAGGGUUUUAAGUAUUAGAAAAUUGUUUUGUUUUGCUUUAAACCAGCCUGGCUGAGGUUUUUAUUUUUUCUUGAGUGAGAUAAAAUUGACUUUAUAAAGUUGAUUUGUGAUUAGGCACAUUACUCUUUUACCACACGUGUUGAUGAAUGACAAAGUUGAGAUUAGCCAUAGUGAGAUAAGUGGACUCUGAUGUAGGUGUAUCCAGUUUUACAGUAUUUGCUCUGUUUGAACUUUGUCUGGAUCAUCAUGGUAACUUGUUCUGACCUAUAUGUUACCCUGCUCUUGAGGAAAUACUGUGCAGUUUCAAAUUUAAAUAGAUUUGCUCACCGAUGCCAUAUUGGGCUGUAUCAAGUUUGUUGAGACAUCUUUACAAAAAAUCAAUGCAAACUGUUUGCAGCAUAACUUCAGGAUCUUACCUGAUGUUCAUGCAAAGAUAAAUGUAAACAUGUUUUUAUGCCUGAACCAGUUCCACUACAACAUUUGUACAAUUGAUUUUUCAGCUCUUAUAAGUUUAUAAUAAAUAUUUUUUGUUUAUCUAUAUUGAAUAGAAUACUUUGAGUUGGACCUAUUUUGAAAAGCAAUAAUUUAAAAGUACAAAAAAUCAUAUUUCUGGUUGCUCUGCAACAACACUGCUGUAAGCUGAUUAUGAACUAUUUCUGUCAGUUGGAUUUUACUUUGAUUUUCUCACAAUAUAAAGUGGUUUCCACAUUAUUGCAGUUAUGAUAAUGUUAAAAUUAAAUACAGUUCCUCAAAAUGCCUUUAACUAUAGAAAGGUUUAAGAGUCCUGMUGUUUUAGUUGUGUGAAAAAAAUGUAUUUGUUGAAAGUGUAUUGUAGGGUAAAAUAAAAAUUCAAAAUUAUGAAUUGA
Messenger RNA from Austrofundulus limnaeus, 1816 nucleotides. Its product is annotated as protein FAM83G. The record is from RefSeq and is a predicted model, not a curated record. Gene Ontology annotation, molecular function: protein kinase binding. NCBI's taxonomy places the organism in Eukaryota, Metazoa, Chordata, Actinopteri, Cyprinodontiformes, Rivulidae. Gene Ontology annotation, biological process: signal transduction.